AUGGCGAAUGUUGUGAAGGCCAGGUGUGCAGGUGUGUCCCGGUUACUAUCCUGGCGAUCCACGACGUUUCACCUGGACGCAGUAAGCCAGAAGAAUGACAGGCCGACGUCCGGGCCCAUCAGCAGGAGACUGAAGGACGAGGCGGACACGGUGAUCAUCGGGGGUGGGGUGGUCGGCACGGGGCUGGCCUACUGUCUGGCUAAGGCCGGACAGAAGGACGUGGUGCUGCUGGAGAAGACAGAGCUGACCGCUGGGUCAACAUGGCAUGCGGCUGGCCUCACCACGUACUACAACCCAGGCAUCAACAUGAAAAAAGUCCAUUGGGACAGCUUUAAUGUUUUCAAAGAGGUGGAGCGAGAAACGGGCAAGGACGUGGGCUUCCAUGGCCCUGGAACCAUCCGGCUGGCCUCCACUCCUGAGCGGGUGGACGAGUUCCGGUACCAGAUGCAGAGGCAGGGCUGGAACAAGGCUCCACAGUGGAUGCUGACACCGGAGGAAGUACACCAGAUGCACCCUCUUCUCAACAUGGAUAAGGUACUGAUGGGCCUACACAAUCCCGGGGACGGACACAUCGACCCCUACUCGCUCACCCAGGCUUAUGCCAUCGGUGCCCGGAUGUACGGGGCAGACAUUUACCAACAGGCUGGGGUGACUGGGAUGAGCAUGCGCAGUGAUGGCAGCUGGAACGUGGACACGCAACACGGCACCAUCCACACACAGAGGGUGGUCAAUGCUGCUGGUUUCUGGGCUCAUGAGAUCGGUCGGCUGUGCGGCCUGGAGCUGCCUCUCGUCACCGUGCAGCACAUGUACGUCGUGACGGGACCCAUCCCCGAGGUCCAGGCCAGGGAGACGGAACUGCCCGUCAUCCGGGACCUGGAGGGGUCCUACUACGCGCGACAGGAGCGGGACGGACUCAUCAUCGGUCCGUACGAGAGGGCAGAGCUGAUGAAGAUGCAGAACCACUGGGUGAGCGACGGGGUUCCUCCAGGUUUUGGAAAGGAGUUUUUCGACUCGGACCUGGACAGGAUCUCGGAGUACCUGGAGGCGGCCAUGGAGAUGAUUCCCGCGGUGCGAGACGCGGACAUCACCCGGGACGUGUGCGGGCCCAUCACCUGCACCCCGGACCACCUGCCGCUGGUCGGGCCGUUCAUGGCACCGGGGCUGCGCAACUACUGGCUGGCUGCGGGCGUCUUCGACGGAUUAAUACACAGUGGAGGUUUAGGAAAAUACCUCACUCACUGGAUCAUGAACGGGGAACCGCCAUACGACCUCAUAGAAACGGAUCCUAAUAGGUUUAGUGAGUCGUGGUGCAACAGGAACUUCGUUGCGACGAGAUGUAGAGAAUCAUUUGGGUUCAACAACAUCAUCAUCUGGCCGAAGGAAGAACGUCCCGCCGGGCGACCGACGACACGUGUGAGCGGCAUCUACCAGGCUCUCCUGGACAAGCGCGCAGAAAUGGGCUUCCACUCGGGUUGGGAGCAGCCCAACUGGUUUGCUAAAGAAGGUGACACCCCCGGCUACCGUCCCAGCUUCAGACGCACCAACUGGUUCUAUCCGGUCGGGAGGGAGUGCGAACUGGUUCUAUCCAAGGCUGGGGUCAUUGACCUGACACCGUUCGGAAAGUUUGAAGUCGGCGGUCCGGAUGCGGCCAGGUUGCUGGACUACUUGUUCGCGAACAAUUUACCCCAGCAGGUUGGGAGAACGCGUGUCAGCCACAUGUUGACCCCCUGUGGGGGCGUCUAUGCGGAGAUGACGGUAACCAGACUUGGAGAGGACCAAUUCUUCCUCGUCACGGGUUCAGGCUCCGAGCUGCAUGAUCUCAGAUGGAUAGAGGACCAUGCAUGGAAGUGCGGCUACGACGUCGUCAUUACCAACGUCACUGACGACAUGGGCGUGCUCGGUAUCGCAGGUCCUCGGUCCAGGAGGGUCCUGGCAAAACUGACCUCACAUGACCUGAGCAAGGAGGGGUUCAAGUUCCUCAGCUGUCAACAGCUCAGUCUGGGUGGGGUUCACGUCAGAGCCGUUAGGAUAUCGUACACAGGUGAGCUGGGCUGGGAGUUGUACCAUGCCAGAGAGGACACAGCCCGGCUGUAUGAGGUCCUGAUGUCGGCAGGACAGGAGUUUGGGCUGGGUGACUUCGGCACCUACGCCAUGGGCUCCCUCAGGCUGGAGAAGGGCUUCAGGGGCUGGGGGGCUGAGAUGACAGUGGAUAACAAUCCUCUAGAAGCAGGUCUUGGUUCCUUCAUCAAAAUAAACAAGCCUACAGACUUCAUCGGUAAGGCGGCCUUGCAGCAGCUGCAGCAGGAGGGUCUGACCCGGAAGCUGGUGUGUCUGACUGUGGAGGUGGAGGAGGACGGUCCUGAUGCUGAGGGGAACGAGACCAUCUGGCACCAGGGGGAGGUGGUUGGGUUCACGACCUCCGGAGCGUACGGUUACCGGGUACAGGAGUCCCUAGCCUACGCCUACGUCCCGCCACAUCUCGCCCAACCGGGAACUGUGGUGCAGGUAGAGUUGCUAGGGAGCCGCCGCCCAGCAACGGUGCAGCAGGAGCCGCUAGAUCUAUUUGCAUAUGGUCAGUGGUCUCCAGACAGAAGCUGAUAGGGGACAGUAAAGUAAAAGAUUCCUGGAUCCGGACACGACCAGUUACGACCUCAAUUUAAUCAGGCCCAUCUCAUCACCAAGAGAUUAGAAGAAGUCAACCCUAUGUAU
Molecule: messenger RNA, 2709 nt
Organism: Branchiostoma belcheri (Belcher's lancelet)
Lineage: Eukaryota; Metazoa; Chordata; Leptocardii; Amphioxiformes; Branchiostomatidae
Product: dimethylglycine dehydrogenase, mitochondrial-like
Exons: 16
Coding region: 1-2598 (865 amino acids)
Cellular component (GO): mitochondrion
Molecular function (GO): protein binding; oxidoreductase activity
Source: RefSeq, a predicted model, not a curated record